CGAUAGGCACGAGCGUGCAGCGCAGCGAACGGCAACUGCACCGACUGCAGCGCGCCAGUCCGUGACGCCACAGGGACCGAACUGCAGCCUGACUGCGCAGUGAGUUGCAGCUGCACUUGGCAACACUGUGCUCACGUCUGCCUCGCUUUGCCGUGAUUGCUGGCUGCCGGCUGCUUGCCGCUAUGUGACGCUAUCUGUUGGACAUGGCGGCGCUGCUGCUGCUCGGGCUGUGCCUCGGGCCCGCGCAGGCCGCAGGGACCACGUGUCCCGUCACGUGGUUCUCCCCGCAGGGCGCCGACUGCUCCCGCCGCGGGCUGCGGGGGGUCCCUGCCUGCCUGCCGCGCAGCCUCACUGCGCUGCUGCUGGAGGGCAACUCCGUGGCCCCUCGCGAGGACCUCUUCAGCAGCUUCAGCCACCUGGCCGAGCUGUCCCUCGCCAACAACAGCAUGGCCGCGCUGCCGGAGCGCGUGUUCAGCGGUCUGCAGCUGCUGUCCUUGAAUCUGUCCCACAACAGUCUCAAAACAUUACACUGCAAUUUGUUCAGUGGCCUGAAUCAGCUACGACAACUUUCCCUGGCACACAAUCAACUUUCCUUUCUGAAUCCUAAACUGUUCAAUGAACUUAAGAAUAUCAAGUUGGUCGACGUCAGCUAUAAUAAGCUAAUUAUCCUCAAAUGCAGAGUUUUAUUUCAGUCAUGUCCGUUACUGGAGACUCUGAUUGCUUCUUUUAACCACAUAGCUUCUUACAGUCUUCCCAACUCUGCAUAUAAUCUGAGGCGUAUCGAUCUGAGCCAUAAUAAUAUAACCACUGUUUAUCAACUUAGAUACUGGUAUUUAGAAUACGCUGACUUUUCAUACAAUGCCAUCAGCAAAGUGUUACUUUACAUUUUUGGGGGAGAAGUUAAAGUAAUUAAUUUCAGUUACAAUAAUAUAAGUUUGAUUCGUGUUGACCUUAACCUAGACUCAAUAGGUUCUAAUCCAGUUUCGUACUUAAUGUCGACUGCAAAUCUCCUGCUAGCUGGAAAUCGCCUUGAAGAAAUAGACACGAUGCUUAUUGCUUCAGCCCGAAAUUUUAUAGAACUAUCCGGUAAUAACAUCUCAACUAUUCAUUUACGCUCUGAACAACAGGGCAUGGGAAUAAGUGUGGAACACAUUGAUCUCUCUGACAAUCCCUUCUUAACGGUGUCGGCAGAUGUGCUGAAGGAACUGGUGAACAUCAAAAGAAUCGACUUGAGCGGAAACAAAAUAGGUCUAAAUAAUCUAGCGAUGUUCGGAGAUAUCGUCGGUUCAGCAAGUUUGAACCUCUUGAACCUCGCUGACUGCCUUCUUUGUGAGUUUCUUCCUGCGAACUUCUUGGCCAGGUACUACAAUGUCACGGACAAAGUGCUGAUUUCUUGUUUUUCUGGUGAACAUUCCCGUGGCCAUAUGGGUGACCAUCGUAAGGUGAGUUAUGACUUUCCUCCUGACCUGUCGCUGAACAGCAGUGAGACGACCGACUGUCAACCAGACGCUGACGUCGACGCUUCACCACAGACCCUGUCUUGUCCGGGAGAGUGCAUCUGCGCAGUGUGCGGCAGACGAAGUGGGGUGUGUCUGCACUGCAGUCACUCUGGAGUCACGACCAUGACACCGGUCACCACAACCUUCACGAUCGUCUAUUUCAGUUACAAUGACAUACGGAGAGUGGACCAGGAGUUCUUUGUCAAUCAACAAGGCUUACUCGAGCUGCACCUGAACCACAAUGCCGUCGAGGCUUUGGCCCCUGGCAUCUUUGGAGGACUUCACGACCUGAUGGUCCUGUCUCUGAGAAAAAAUCAGUUGCAGACGAUACCGGAGGGUUUGUUCUCGAGUUUGAGCAACCUGGAGUUCAUCGAUCUUGCCGAAAACAGGAUUAAAACUGUCGAAGCAGGCGCCUUUCGUGGACUUGUGAAACUCAGUGUGUUAAACAUGGGCAACAAUAGCAUCGCAAGUCUCCCAGGUGAAGUGUUCGAACAUACACCGCACUUGACCGGCCUAGUUUUGGAAAACAACAAUUUGACGUCACUGAGCGCACACCUUUUCAGAGGCCUGCGCAGACUUGUAAUUCUGUACAUGUCGAACAACCCUGCUGGUGACAUUCCCGAAGACCUCUUCAAAGACCUGAGGACACUGCUGGAGCUGCGCAUGAACAACCUGAGCCUGCGAGCGCUGCCCGUCGGCGCGCUCUCCCCGCUGCGCGGCCUCAACGUGCUGGACAUCGGCCAGAACCAGAUCCGCUCCCUCACUCGCGCCCACUUCGCGGGCACGCGGAGCCUCAUGGACCUGUUCGUAGACGUGUUGCCCGGCGUCGACGCCUCGCACGAGGCUGCGCUCGCCUACAAGAACAUCACGCUCGUGGACUUCUGGUUCCAGAGGCCAUGGUUUCAACAUCUCUAUCUCUCCGGACACCCGCUAUGCCGGAGUCCAGAGCGAGAAAGAGUUGUAGAUUACCUGUUCACCUCGGAAUACCAAAACGUGCUGUGUUACUAGCAUCAAUAGACCGUAGCCAAAAUUUUGUGAAGGACCAAGAUUUUGUGAAGAAGGAGGUUAAGUAUACCCAAUUAAUAUUUUUUUGUAAUUUGUCUUCAUGACUGAGUUAUAAAAGAAAAUCGAUUGUCACACUAACAUCUCAUGGAAUAGUAUACUUUUAGAACUCCAACGUUAACACAUAGAAAUUUAAGUAUUUAUAUUGCCUGAGAAAAGAAAACUGAACAUUAUAUAUUUGUUUUUUAUUUAAUUGUCUUAAAUACUUUGUUCUUCGAUACAGUGUUCUAUUAUUUCUUUAAAACCAUUCAUCAAUACAUAAAUGUAUUAAUGUUAUUAAAUACAAGAAACACACAUGUCAAGUAUGUAUGAAAAACAUGCUUAUAGAGUAAAACGUAUGUAAACUGGUAUUACACACAGACUUCUUGUCUUGGAAACAUAAUUCCUGCUGAUUUUGUGUAUGAGGCAUGUCGGGCUAUAAUGGGGGAGAAAAUACAUUAUUGUAGCCUACUGAGGAUUACAAAAAUCCUUCAAAAUUAAUUUUUCUGUAACAUUAUGUAGCUAUUAAUUUUCUUACCCUGUCUUCAUUUUUUUAAUCCUGGAGGGGAGGGUACUACCCCAUGAAUCUCCCUCUGGCACGUCCCUGAUUUAGGUAAUUAGUUAGCCAAUUUUAACUAUGUUAAAAAAAAGGUCCCAUUGAGAAUGUUAGUUAAUAUGCGUAUCCUUCCGCCGCUGUUAUUUUACCAACAGUGCUUGUAAAGAAUUUCCAAUGUUCGUAAGCAAACUUCAUGUGUUGAUCUGCAGUGUCAUUGGAAAAGUAAACUAUCGGCACUACAUCGGAGACAGGUCACAAUAAAAAAACACUUUAACGAUCAUAUGUAAGCAGAUUGAAAAGUAUAUAAAGGAAAAUUUAUAAAUUAAACAUUUUCCCGUCUUGAA
This is a messenger RNA of Bacillus rossius redtenbacheri, 3440 nucleotides long. Its product is annotated as slit homolog 3 protein-like. Gene Ontology annotation, molecular function: protein binding. Lineage: Eukaryota; Metazoa; Arthropoda; Insecta; Phasmatodea; Bacillidae. The coding region runs from base 204 to 2507 and encodes 767 amino acids. The record is from RefSeq and is a predicted model, not a curated record. The transcript has 2 exons.